Frieseomelitta varia is the source of this 8168-nucleotide messenger RNA. Its product is annotated as protein bric-a-brac 1-like. Gene Ontology annotation, biological process: regulation of transcription by RNA polymerase II. Lineage: Eukaryota; Metazoa; Arthropoda; Insecta; Hymenoptera; Apidae. The coding region runs from base 105 to 1112 and encodes 335 amino acids. The transcript has 7 exons. Gene Ontology annotation, cellular component: nucleus. The record is from RefSeq and is a predicted model, not a curated record. Gene Ontology annotation, molecular function: DNA binding.
UUCGCGAGGAGGAUAGGGCCAAGUUGUUGGAGUCAUCCCACGCUUGGCUCGGAGCCUCCACAUCGAGUAUAGCAGCAGACAGCUAUCAGUAUCAGCUGCAGUCGAUGUGGCAGAAGUGCUGGAACACCAACCAGAGCCUGGUGCACAACCUGCGCUUUCGCGAGCGGGGCCCGCUCAAGUCCUGGCGACCGGAGACCAUGGCCGAGGCGAUCUUCAGCGUCCUGAAGGAAGGACUGUCCCUGAGCCAAGCGGCAAGGAAAUACGACAUCCCGUACCCGACCUUCGUCUUGUAUGCCAAUCGAGUGCAUAAUAUGCUGGGUCCGAGUGCCGACGGCGGAGCCGAUCUUCGUCCAAAGGGCAGAGGCAGACCGCAAAGGAUCCUGCUGGGCGUUUGGCCGGACGAGCACAUUCGCGGUGUGAUCCGGGCGGUGGUGUUCCGCGACGGGCAUUCGCCGCAUAUGGUGAAGGAAGAGCCAACUUCGAUGUACCCGAGUUUGGCAAAUUACGCGGCGUGCAACGGCCCCGAAGGCGCGGUCAGCCCCGGAGCGGCAGCCGCGGCCGCGGUUGCUGCGGUCGCUCAAGGGCUGCGGCAUCAGAUGUGCAGCAUGGUGGCGGCGGCGCACUCGCAACAGCACGACAUGAUGGCGACCAACCUGUCGACGAACCUGUCGGCGAACCUGUCGACCAGCCUCUCGUCGAAUCUGCAGGCAGCUAUGCAGGCCAGCCAGCAUCAUCACAACAGCAACAACAGCGGGCCGGUGAUCGGCAGCAACAACGGUAGCGGCGUCAUGGGCGGAAACAGCGGCAACUCGCCGUUGAAUCUCGGCCUGGCCAGCCCGGGAUCCGGCGGCCCGCCAGAGAGCCCGAUGGAGAGCCCGUUGGCGAGUCCGCUCGGCCCUCUCAUGGACCCUGGACACAUACCAAGCAGCGUGGAGGUCGGCAUCGGCGUCAGCGGCAUGACGUACAAGCCCGCGCGGAGCUUCGUCAGCCCGCGGCCGGAGAAUCUCUUCCAGGAGGACAUCGCGGAUCUCGUCAAGAGCCCCCACGGGCUCAAGGACAAGGACAAGAUACCCGUGAAGCUGGAGCCGCUGACGGACUCGCGUUGCGAAUAGUAAGCGGAAGGCGCUCGAAAUCGAACGAGCUAAUCGUUGGUAGCCCGUUGAAUCGACAGAGAGAGAGAGAGAGAGAGAGAGUGAGAGAAAGAGAGAGAGAAAGAGAGAUAGGUAGAUAGAUAGAUAGUCGGCGAUUCCAACUGGCUUCUCGCAAAAACAAAACGCCGAGUCAGACGAGAAUGGCUCGCCAUACGGACUGAUUCGGACACGCACAGCCGCGGGUGUGAUCGAUUCGCUCAGCUCGCGACGAAAUCUCGUAACAUCUCGCGACGAGCUGGCGAAUCGAGCAUCCCGUGAUUCCAAUCGACGAACGCUCCGUAUUCCGACCGACUCGUCGACCGACCAACCAACCAACCGACAGAUCGACCGACCGACCGACCGACCGACCGACCGACCGACUGACUAUUCGUCCUCGCGACGAUACCAGAGCAGUGUACGCCAGCGUACGGCUCGAGAGUUAGAAUCAAAACGGGCAGAAGAAAGGGAAGAAUUGAAGAUUGAGAGAGAGAGAGAGAGAGAGAGAGAGAGAGAGAAGAAAAAAAAGAAGGAGUGACCGGCGAGCCAUCAGAAAGGGCAACGAACAGAGCCACUCGAUCGAUGCUCGAUCCUCGAAUCUCAUUGUCAAACCAAAACUCCCUCCCGACUCGGGGCAUCGAUCGCGAUCGCUCGGCCGACUCCGACGCAGUCUCGAAGGCCGUCUAUUUUAAGGUAAAACGUUCGAAACGUGGUUUGACAUUGCUCGACGAGCAGGCUGUCCUCGCAGUUGGACAGUUCUCGUUGGACGAAGGGCAACUCGUCCCGGUUGCGCGGCGAAGCAGACGCGCGCGAGUAGAAACGAGUGGAGAUUCGCGCGAGAGAGACACGCCCUUACAGACAGACUCGAUAGAUAUAUAUAUAUAUAUAUAUCAAUGCCUAUGCGAUAACCUGUACGUUUAAUAUGCCAAAUGUAUAGUAAUUGGGAAGCGAUCUCGUGGCACGAGCCAGGUCGCCGCGUACGAGCAACGGGCUCUCAGGGCCGAAAAACAAACGCGGCGAACAAAUGCCCGGAAACUUCUCGCAACGCGGUUCAACGCAGAUCGCAGAUCGCAGAAACGAAGGAACGCGAGUUGUAAAGUGAGACGAGACUGGUAUAGCCGUUUCGUAGAACGGGGAGGAUCGAUUCGAGAAACGUUGCGCUUCCGAAUAAAAAAGAAGAAAAAAAAAUGAAAAUAAAAAGAAGAAGAAGAAGAAGGAGAAAAAGGGGGGGAAAAAAAUAGUCGUGAAGAAUCUUACGAAAGCGAAGAAAGAUGUACAAAAUUCGCUUGCCGACUGUUCGUCGAUGAUCGACGACGACGACGUAGACGAUGACGAGAAAAAUGUCUUUACGGAACGAGAAAGAGAAACAAAAGUUGCGUUCGAUCAAUUCGAACGCAAGUCAGCAUGCAAAAGGGAGAACAAAACUGAUUGCUGUACUUUAUUAAGUGUAAUGAUUGCCUUCCUGCCAUAUUUGGGGUAUGCCAAGUAUAAAAAUUAUAAGGUUUAGAGAUUAGGGAAAACGAAAAAAAAAAAAAAAAAAAAGAAAUUAAUGACGACACUCUACCGUGAAAUUCAUUAAAUUUGGGACAAGAGAGAGAGAGAGAGAGAGAGAGAGAGAGUGUGUGUGUGUGUGUGUUGUGUGCGUGUGCGUGUGCGUGUGGAUGGACGGGCGAGUGCUGCGUGCCUGUGUCGAACCUCGUUCGGAGCGAACGAGGAUAAGGCGUGUGUGCGUGUGAAUGUUUUCUUUCGGGAAGAUCGUGCUAUUUUUCAAAAUUUUACAUGUUCGACGCGUACGCGACUUUUCGCGAAAAGAAACCCUCGAUCCUCGACAAUCGAAGAACGAUACGAGGCGUAACGGACGUAGUAGCCGCCUUCCAUUUCCCGGGAUCGUUUUCGAAUAUCCUAGCGCGGAGAAGAUCGAUCGUGCCAGCUCCACAGACUCUGUCGGGAUAUCGUUUUCAACGAUUCUACGCGUCUACUCCUCGAUCGUUCUUGCCUACAAACCCCGCCGUACAGAGAUCUCGUGCGACGCCGAGCGUCUAGGCGCGAGCGAGUUCGUAAUCGAAUCUUAGUAGUCAUCCUAGAAACAGAAAGAGGGGCAAGACGGAAAGAGAGAACGUGAGAGAACAGGAUGGACAAGUUGGACGGGAAGAAUGAGAGAGAGAGAGAGAGAGAGAGAGAAAAGGGAGCGCGUGUGUGACAGAGAGAACGAAACUUUCUAAACAACAAAAAAAAAAAAAGAAAAAAAGAAAAAAAAGCAAAUUUUUUUAAAGUUGGCACACUGGUUCGAGUGACUCUUUGUAAGUAUUAAAACGUAAACAAACAAAACAAACAAACAAAAAAUUCGAAGUGGCCUUCUGUAAAAGGGAAAGACCAUCGCUUUUCGCUUUUGCUCGAGAAAAAAAGAAAAAGUAAAAAAAAAGAAAAAAAAGGAAAAAAGAAGACAAAGAGAAUGAAAGGGCGUUAUAGGCUGUCGUCCAUCGUGUUGUACGUUGUUUAGGCAGCUUUUUCUUUUUUUUUUUUUCUCUUUUUUUUUCUGGAGAAAAAAACGUUCUCGCGCCACUCCCCUACGAAAAAAAGCUUUAACGACGGUUCGUACGAAAGUUUUCCGCUGAGGAAUUUCGAUUAGCAAGUUAAUCAUCGGCGAUUAGAAUAUUAAUUCGGGACAAACUCUAAAGGAAAAAAAAAAAAAGAAAAACACGUUAUUCUUGAUACUGAAAGACUUUUGGAUGAAAAAACGAAGAAAAAUAUUCGGCGUGUGUUCAGUCGACGAGGAGAGAAGAAAAAAAAAAUGUGCCGAAGUGGGCGCGUUUUCAUUUUUUCGUGAAAAAUCGGUAGAGAACGCGCGAGAAAGCGAUCGAUUAAGGAGGAAAAGGAGAGAAACUGGCGGGUGGGAGGGGAGGAACGGAAAGGAAGGAUCGCGAAUUUAAAAAGAUUUUAUUACGAUUUAGGCUUAAUGUGUUCAACGAGAAGGUAAAUUUGAACGAAACCAGGCGGCGCAGGUUGAAGCAAAAGGAGAAAUUCGCGAGUCAAAGCGCGAGGAGAUGGGGGAGGGGGGAGGGAGAUUGAAAGAAGAAAGGAAAAAAAUAUAAUUCAAAGAGCCGCGAACGAAAUUGCGAGAAAGAAUUAGCGGAACGACAGAGAGAGAGAAAGAGAAAGAGAGAGAGAGAGAGAGAAAGAGGUUAGGGAGAGUGUGCGAGAGAGAAAAAAAAUAGGAUGGGGCAUGUGAACAGGCGAGAAUGUGGAAAAAGAUUAAAAUUAAUAUUGUAUAAAAAAGAAAAAAAAAGUAGCAAGUGCCUUCCAAACAAAAAAAAAAAAAAAAAAAUUUACGUGUCCCGUAGACCGUGACCACUUGUGCGUGAUGGAAAGUCAUUCAAAAUUUCGCAUCGCCGGAUAAAUCUCAUUUGCGACAGAUAGUGAAAGAAAGAAAAGAGGAAAAAGAAAAAACAGAAAAGAAAUGCAACAGAGAACACAGAGAAAAUCAGAAAACCAGAAGUACAGAUGAUACAAAGAUACAAAAAGAAUUAUUUGUGGGGACGUUGCGUAAAAAAAUGAGCAUCUCUUCGUUAGAGUACACACAGUACGUAUAUAUAUACAUAUAAAUAUAUAUUCAUAUUCUCUUCGUCUCGUCUCGAAAUCUUGGCGACGCUGCGCGAUUUCUGCGAAGAUUAAAAACAGCACGGUUAUAGUCGAGGAUAGAAUCAAAGGAGGAACUCGAAUAUUUUGCGAAAAUUUUUGGCUUUUCUUUGAAAACAAUACGACGACGAUCCGACCCUGAUCGAUCCUGUGUCGGAAUCUCCAAGCUGAUUUGAAACCGAUUCGGGCCGGGUCGGCAACAGGGAAUCUCUUCUAUAUCGAUUACGCAAUGUGUCUACGAAUCGUUUGUGUGCGUGUAGAGCGAAUGAAUAGAAUCUACAAGCAAAAAUACCCGACAAAAUUUCUGUUUUGGAUCAACUCACCACCGGUAAUACCCUGAAUGGCAUAUUCUCGUAAACGUUUCUUUUCGAUUCGCUUGUACGAAAGAACGGAAAUGGAUGGUAAACAGAUGAGAUAGGAGGAGGAAUGAGCGGGACGGGAUGGAAUGGAACGGGAAGGGAGGGGUGGGGUGGGGGGAGCGAUUGAUGGGAGCGGGGAGGUUCAAGGGGGAGGGGAGAGCGUGUAACUGAAUUAUCACAGAGAGGGGACGGAUAUUUCGAGAAUCUUUCGUUUACGCAUUUUGAUAUAUCUGUGAACAGAUGAAGAAAAAAAACAAAGAUACUUAUAUUACAUACAUAAGGUGUAAGUGAAGAAAAAAAAAAAAUGCAUCUAAUACGCUAUUAUUGAUAUAGGACACAAAGUAAAGUAAAUAUAUAUGAGACAAAAAAAAAAUAUAUAUAUACAUAAAUUGAUAUAUUGAUGCUAUAAGGUUGCUGCUGGAUGCGUUUUACGUUGAAGGAAGAUGAUGCUGUUUUCCGUUCAAACGUCGUCGAGGACGAAACAAAAGUUCACGGGGAGAAUUAAGUUAGACAAAAGUAAGGAUCUUAGAGUCGAAGACAAAGUAGCUCUUAGAAUUUUUAUCGAGGCAACAUAAGGACGGACGGGCGUGACGCUAGUAUACUACUACUUUCGAGAGAAAAAAAAAAAACCCACACAUUUGUCCUCGUGGCUUGUAUGUACGUUUCACUCGCUUAUCGAUCGGUCUCUCGGGUUCUUCCGUCUUCUCGAUCCGUCUUGCGCGUCCGUCUUCCCCCGAUUUCCUGGGGAAAUACGUGCGAACGCUCGCAAAAUCCGUGCCGGGAGAACGUAACGCGGCCAGCAAGAUCGAUCGAAACGAUGGAGAUCCGCGAGAGAUCUGUUCCGUGGAAACACUGCUGCUAUUGUAGCGAGGAUCCACGCGAGUCUCGAGAACUCGUGGAGGAGAGCGUGGAAAAGUUGGUGAGCGAGACGUGUUCGGCCGCGGGACAACCAACAACAACAACAACAACAACUACAACACUCGGCCGCAGUUCCACUUGCGAAACAAAAAUUUCUAACCAAAUCGUUCUACGAAGAAUCGAAGGAUACAAUUGCGAAAACAGGAUCUGAAAUGUAUCACGCACGCGCCGAAUCUUUCCUUUAUUUUCGCCUUAGCUUCGAGAUGUAAUGUCUUAUAUUAUAGUAACGAGAUCGACCCGACGUACGCGCCACACUUGUUCCACAGUGAAAGGAGAAAACACCGGAAAGAAAAUACAAGCAGACAGACCGUAAAGGGUAAAAACGAUAAAAUGAAACAUAGUAAUCCCCGUACCCGCGAUUUACGACUAGUUUACAGGAUGUAACACGUAACUGCGUUUACUAGAGGGCGUUACGGCAGCGGAAGGGAACGCGAUCGAGAAACAACCGAGAUUUCUUCGACUCGCGUUUCUCUGCUGUAGCAACGGCCAAACAUUCGAGACUAAACUAGGUGGCAUCCUAAUUUACAGAAACUAUUAGUCGAACAAUAGAAACCGCACAUUUUUCAGAAUCCGAUUAUUUAAUCGUAUACACCCGGCCGUGAGCCAAUAUCCGACACAACGCGUUAACCAACACAAGCGCACCCGAUCACUUCACCCGCGCGUUUUACGCCAUCACACACACGACACGGAACACUUACAUAUACGCAUACACGUACACGACACGUACACAGAGGAGACACGUCCGUGGAAACGCAAGACAGAAGAGGGUGAGCGAAGCAUUGAACACGAUAAGAUAAAGAAAGCAAGGAAGAAAGUAGCAUGCAAGAGAGGAGCGUGAAACGAACGAACGAAAGAGAAAUAGCGAGAAACAAAACGAAAUUGGAAACAAAAACAAAGGGGGGAAAAAAAACAGGUAUUCUUGGAACAGGUACACUAAAGGAAAACACACAAUAUGCUACGCGACAAACAAGCACAACCGCGCGUUCACUGUAAAUAGAAAAAGGAUGCAACAUUACCUAUUAUACGACAAAGUUCAUCUUUAUUAUCGUAACCUGUAAUAUAUUUAUUUGUCCGGUCGCAAAGGUAUUUUAUGUAAUUUAAGAUCCCCGAGCCUCUGUUUCAUUUGAAUUUGCCGCCAUGGUGCGUCAACGAGGCAUUGGUCGACGCGACAAGAGGUAGAAAGGCGUUCUUCUUUUGGUAUGAUAAAUAUUUUUGAAAGCACUUGCGAAUAUGCGUCGUGGAGUCGCGUACGGCUUCCGCGGCCAGUGCCUCGCGAUAAUUAGGAGCGAAAUCGAAAAGGACCACGUACAAUGAGUUCUCGCGAUCGAAGUUGAUCGUAGCAAUUUCCCGACCAGCUCUUACCUCGAAAUUUAGAAUCGUCUCCAAAUCGUUAUCGCGGCUGUUACGUACAGGUUCUCUAUAUCGCCUUUCAACUUCGAUCGCCUGAACCAGUGAACUGGAGUGUCUAACCGUCUUCGUUUCAGUUUCUAAUCUCAGAUCGAUUCGUUCGAAAUCGUCGCGCAGCUUACAAGUAGAAGACGCUCGCUGUCCAAGAACGACGACAAGCGGAAGUUUCUUUGCAGAUGGCGAUAGUUUAUAGUUACUAUUGUUUCUAUUUACAUUAAAAGCAAAGUAUUUCUUUUUUCAGUAGAUAGUCGAAUUGAUUAAACCGACACACUAUACGAAUAGUUGCGCGCGUGUUUUUUUUUUUUUUUUUUUUUUUUUUUAAAGAAACGCCCGACAUAUGUAUGUGUACCCGUGACGAAUCGCGAAGUGACGUUUGUUUCCGUUUUCUUCCCAACACCUCGGACACGAGGCUUUGGAAAUACAUACAUAGUUUUUGUUUAGUCACGGAUGCAAACAAAACCUGUCACCCAUUACGAAUUCCUCUUUUAUUUAUUACCGAUUAGCAUGUAAGAUGACGUUCUACCAACAUAUGCUAUAAUUAUAAAUACACCUUAUAUAUAGUGGAGUAAGCGUUACAUUACCUACCUACCCACCUACCUACCUAUCCGUGCUUGACGGGUGAAACAAACAGAUGAAUCACGCAAUCAUAUAUUUAAGUUGCUACUUGGCACGUAUACCUAAGUAAUAUACUAACAUAAACAGUAUGCAAUAAUAAAUAUGA